This is a messenger RNA of Trichoplax adhaerens, 600 nucleotides long. RefSeq lists its product as uncharacterized. NCBI's taxonomy places the organism in Eukaryota, Metazoa, Placozoa, Uniplacotomia, Trichoplacea, Trichoplacidae. Gene Ontology annotation, molecular function: protein binding. Bases 1 to 600 code for a protein of 199 amino acids. The transcript has 5 exons. The record is from RefSeq and is a predicted model, not a curated record.
AUGGAUGCUACACAGACAAUAACAUCCGUAUUUUGCAACUGUUUUCAAAUUGGCAUUGGUCAAAGGCCGGCGCAAACGGAACCGCAAAAUAAAGUCGCACUAGACACCAAACGUAUGGGGUCUAAUUGUGUUAUAGUCAAGUCGGGUCGCCGGAUAUGUGGCAGCGGUGGCUGUUUAGCAAAUUCACCAAUCGCUCAAAAUAAAGGCUAUUUUGAGAUUAAAGUCCAAUCCACAGGUAUUUGGGGAUUUGGUGUAGCUUUUAAAGAUUGUAAUCUUGAUGAGAUUCCUCUCGGAAACGAUUCCAAGAGUUGGGUCUAUACAUCUAGUGGUAAUAUAUUGCAUGAUGGUACAGCGAAGUAUAGUAAUUUGAAAAAGGCUGAAGAAGGAGACGUUAUGGCAUGUACUUACGAUCAUGUAGAGCUUAAUUUUUAUCUCAAUGGUGAUAAUUUGCAAGCUCCAGUUACAGGCUUUAAAGGCACUGUAUUUCCUGUGAUUUAUGUCGAUAAAUCUGCAAUCCUUGACGUUAGUUUCUGCGAUAAGUUCUACUAUCCUCCUCCAGUCGGAUUUGAAGGAAUUAUGAUGGAACACUCUAUCAUAUAA